CUCUGGGGAUCACAUUUGGUUUGGGACUUUGUAUACAGUAUAUCUUUUUUUUUUGCAUAUCAUAACAUGUUUCAAUGUGAAAUUAUUGCUUAAAUGUAUGUCUGUUGGAGUUGCUGUGAGACCUGUGAUAUCCCUCUCCCCAAACUGGACCCAUGAGUCUGUAACUCUGACCUGUAAUGUGACUCCUACUGCCCAAUGGAACCUGAGAUAUUCCUGGUACAGGGACGGACACCGGAUAUCUGGGGAUCAGCAGAGACAUGUGAUUAUGUCUGCCAGAGAGACAGACAGUGGAACCUACCAGUGCCAGGCUGGUGCCAAUGAAAAAAGUGAUUCUGUUACACUGCAUAUAAAGACAAGUUGGCUCAUCCUGCAGGCAAACCCCGCUGUUCAUGAAGGGGACUCCCUGUCUCUCAGGUGUCACAGUCGGUCUGGAUAUAUUACAAGGAAUCAAGUAUUUUACAAGGACAAUAAGAUCAUUGAGUCCCCAGUCAGUGACUCUGUAUUACACAUAGGAAGAGUGAAUGUUACUACAUCUGGUACAUACAAGUGUGAAAAAGCAAUAUAUACCAGUAUUUACAGUGAUAAAAAAUACAUUUCAGUCUCAGAGCUUUUUACUGCUCCUAAAGUUAAAGUGAGGCCAGAUCAGGUGACAGAAGGAGAUCACAUGACCAUAACAUGUGACACAAAGCUCAGCCCACACAGAGAGACUACAGAGCUGCAGUUUGUUUUCUACAGAAAUGGGCACAAUGUGCAGGGAUUCAGUUCAUCCAACCAAUAUGGAGUCCCCUCAGCUCAGCUGGAGGAUUCUGGGAAUUAUACCUGUGAGGUACAAACUCCAUCCGGCAGUGUGAGGAAGAGGAGCAACGUGACACAUAUCCUGAUACAGGAGCUCUUCUCUUAUCCAAAAAUAAAAGUGAGACCAGCUAAUUUGACAGAAGGAGAUCACAUGACCAUAACAUGUGACACAAAGCUCAGCCCACACAGAGCGACUACAGAGCUACAGUUUGUUUUCUACAGAAAUGGGCACAAUGUGCAGGGAUUCAGUUCAUCCAGUCAAUAUGGAGUCCCCUCAGCUCAGCUGGAGGAUUCUGGGAAUUAUACCUGUGAGGUACAAACUUCAUCCGGCAGUGUGAGGAAGAGGAGCAACAUGGCACCUAUCCACAUACAGGAGAUCAUCUCUUAUUUACAAAUAAAAGUGAGGCCAGAUCAGGUGACAGAAGGAGAUCACAUGACCAUAACAUGUGACACAAAGCUCAGCCCACACAGAGAGACUACAGAGCUGCAGUUUGUUUUCUACAGAAAUGGGCACAAUGUGCAGGGAUUCAGUUCAUCCAACCAAUAUGGAGUCCCCUCAGCUCAGCUGGAGGAUUCUGGGAAUUAUACCUGUGAGGUACAAACUCCAACCGGCAGUGUGAGGAAGAGGAGCAACAUGGCACCUAUCCACAUACAGGAUGGCUAUCUGGCUUCCCUGGUGCCAUCUCUCACUGGAAUACUGGCAGUUUUGCUUUUCAUUGCUGGAAUCGUUGCUUUCAAGUUGCGGCACAAAAUUUCAGCAUUCCUAUUCUGCCACUCGCUUCACCCCAAAACAGGAAUACUGUAUAUGCUAUACCAGUUUCAUUGCCAAUUUAAAGACUUUGAAGCAUGA
Messenger RNA from Xenopus laevis (African clawed frog), 1645 nucleotides. RefSeq names its product Fc receptor-like protein 6. NCBI's taxonomy places the organism in Eukaryota, Metazoa, Chordata, Amphibia, Anura, Pipidae. The record is from RefSeq and is a predicted model, not a curated record.